CAGCGCCUGAAGUUAUGUUUCUCGGUGAGGUUUAGUUGUUUUCCUAGCAAGCUGCCAAAGUUGUCAGUUACAUGCAGUUCGUGAAACUGUGCGUGCACGAUGUGGAAAGCGGUUCCUCCAAUUUUAAUCCUCACAGUAGGAAUAGCUCAUUAUCUCAAAUACCAACAACCAGUACCAGAAGCACCAAAACUUCCAGAAACAUUCUGGGGACCAAAGGAAAAAGUCGAAAAAGAGGAUACGAGUAUAAGAGAAUUUAAAAUCGACAUUUCACAAAAGAUAAUAGACGACCUUCAUGAACGAUUGGACAAAUAUUUUAAUACUGCCAAUCUGAGACCUAAAAUUUUACCCCUAGAAGAUUCUGAAUGGACCUAUGGAGUUAAUUUUCAAUAUAUUCAAAAUGUACUUCAUUACUGGAGGGACAAUUACAAUUGGAAAAAGAGACAAGAAUUACUCAAUAAAUAUACUCAAUUCAAAACCAACAUUCAAGGAUUGGAUAUUCACUUUUAUCGAGUGAAACCGACAUUGCCAAAGAAUAAAAAAAUUAGAGUUUUACCUCUGCUUAUGGUCCAUGGAUGGCCUGGAUCAGUAGUUGAAUUCCAAAAGAUUAUUCCAAUGUUGACAACUCCUCAAGCUGAUAAAGAUUUCGUUUUCGAAAUAAUUGCACCUUCUAUACCGGGUUAUGGAUUUUCUGAUCCAGCAGUUCGUCCUGGACUUGGAGUCGCACAGAUUGCAGUAGUAUUUAAAAAUCUAAUGUCACGAUUGGGUUAUGAUAAAUUCUACACACAAGGUGGAGAUUGGGGAAGUUUAAUCACUUCCUACCUUGCAACUCUUUAUCCCGAAAAAGUAAUUGGAGUUCACUUGAAUAUGUGCGCCGUUAUAAGUUCGCCAUCGACAUUAUUUUGGACCCUUGUUGGAUCAUAUCUUCCUUCGGUCGUCGUUGAUAAGGAACAUGCCACUAGAAUGUAUCCCUUAAGUCACCAUUACAGCAGAGUGUUAGAGGAAACUGGAUAUUUACACAUUCAGGCGACAAAACCCGAUACUAUUGGCUCAGCAUUGUCAGAUACUCCAGCUGGUUUGGCAGUUUAUAUUUUAGAAAAAUUCAGCACCUGGACUAAUCCGGAGUAUAGAUUCCGAGCCGAUGGUGGUUUACUGGAAAAAUACAAUAUGGAUGAGUUGUUGGAUAAUUUAAUGUUAUACUGGGUUACAAAUUCAAUAACAACUAGUCAGAGACUUUAUGCUGAAAAUUUCAGUAAAUCUCACAUGGCAUUAAAAAUCGAAAGUGUGCCACUACAUAAACCCGUUGCCUGUGCAAUUUUCCCACAUGAACUAUUUUAUCAAUCUCAAUCACUUCUUCAAUCGAGAUAUACGAAUAUAAUACAAUUCAAUCAUUUGUCACGUGGUGGUCAUUAUGCUGCUAUGGAGGAACCACAACUUCUUGCCAAUGAUGUCUAUUCUUUUGUGGAGAAAGUCGAAAAAAUGCUGAAAGAAGAAAACUUGUCAAAAUCCAAAAAGGAGAAAGAAGAAGAGAAAAAAAAGAAUAGAAGAUAUGUUUAAAAACUUUAAAUGAGUUUUAGAAAAAGAGCUGUGAAUUUUUUUUAUUACCGUUUAUCUUAUAUAUUAUAUUAUUCCAGACUGUCAAAUUUCCGGGAUUUUGUUGUUUAAUUUUCUAAAUAAAUAUCGAAUAUUUCUAUAAAAA
This is a messenger RNA of Leptopilina boulardi, 1696 nucleotides long. Its product is annotated as juvenile hormone epoxide hydrolase 1-like. The record is from RefSeq and is a predicted model, not a curated record. Gene Ontology annotation, molecular function: epoxide hydrolase activity. Gene Ontology annotation, biological process: epoxide metabolic process. The transcript is spliced from 8 exons. Bases 100 to 1554 code for a protein of 484 amino acids. NCBI's taxonomy places the organism in Eukaryota, Metazoa, Arthropoda, Insecta, Hymenoptera, Figitidae.